AUGACCAUGUUGGCUCUUCUUACAUUUGGCCUCCUCAUUGUCCAUUCAACAACCGUAACCUCCAGGGCUAUGGUUUCUAAUCGCGCUGGUUUGGCAUCCACCCUUUCCAGAGAAGAUUUAGAGGCAAUGGGAGUUGAGAUGUUACCUCCACCAGAUAAUUUGGCGGAGUACGCUUACCUAAAGCCACGAAUGUGGGAUAUGAGUGGGAAAAUGCCCUCCCGUGGAGCCAACAAACGAUUCUUCUGCAAUCCAUGGGGUUGUGUGCAGUCUCGGUGA
Rodentolepis nana is the source of this 276-nucleotide messenger RNA. The record is from the annotation of a GenBank genome assembly. NCBI's taxonomy places the organism in Eukaryota, Metazoa, Platyhelminthes, Cestoda, Cyclophyllidea, Hymenolepididae.